GCAAUUGCAAAUGCUGAAACUUGAAGACACCCUACCGCCCCUAUCGAACACUGCCCCUUUGUUUACAUUCACAUCCGCGGUCGGAGCGGUUUUCAUCGCCUUGGCUUUGGCUGAUUUUACCCAAUUCUCCCAGGCAAUCCCUAUGCUCCCGUGUUCCUGUUAUUAGACAUGCUACCCUAGUAUCUAUCGGUUAUUGUCUCAAUUUAAGAGGCGUUGGCAUUCAGGAGUAUGUAAAUUCUGUGGCAUGGAAAUAAAAAAGACAAGUCUGAUGAUUUGAAUGUUGGUCAUUCCAUUCACUGAAAACUUCCUUGACAAAAAGAGGUUUACUGUCCAUUGUGGAGAAUGUUCAGCUUUCUGCAAUUUCGUCAAGUGCUCAGGGAGAUUCCAAAGGAGUUGUUGUUGGUGACAGUGUAGCUUGGGAGCCUAAGCUCCAUAUUGAUUAUGUAUUGUUGAUUGUUUCCACACACUGGCAACUCGUUGGACUGGCUGAUGGCUUUUUGUAAUGAAGAAGAGAAAACUGAGGAUUACCUUUUCAAGAUUGUUUUGAUUGGUGAUUCAGCUGUUGGGAAAUCAAAUUUGCUUGCCAGAUUUGCCAGGGAUGAGUUUUAUUCUAACUCAAAAUCGACCAUAGGAGUAGAGUUCCAAACUCAGAAGAUGGAUAUCAAUGGAAAGGAAAUUAAAGCUCAAAUUUGGGACACAGCUGGGCAGGAGAGGUUCAGAGCUGUUACAUCUGCCUACUAUAGGGGUGCAGUUGGAGCUCUUCUGGUGUAUGAUAUUAGCAGGCGCCAAACAUUUGACAGCAUUGGUAGAUGGCUUAAUGAACUUCACACUCAUUCUGAUAUGAAUGUUGUCACGAUACUUGUUGGGAACAAGUCAGAUCUCAAGGAGGCCAGGGAGGUGUCUACUGCUGAAGGCAAGGCCUUGGCUGAGGCGGAGGGUUUGUUCUUCAUGGAGACAUCAGCCCUUGAUUCAUUAAAUGUAGCUGCUGCUUUCCAGACAGUUGUGAAGGAGAUCUACAACAUUUUAAGUCGAAAGGUUAUGAAAUCUCAAGAGCUGCAGAAACAAGAUGCUGCCGUUAUUGGGAAUGGAAAGACUCUUGUUCUGCAAGGGGAAGAGAACUCAGAAGUAGUUGUGGAGUCGAAGAAGGGUUGUUGUUCGUCCUAACGUUUGCAUUGGAGGUUCAAGUCAAGACUCCACUUGGCUCUUCCUUACCCCCUUUUUUAGUUAAUAUGACUAUUCAAUGAACGAUGAAUAUGCAAUUUUAGUUAUUAGCACUGAAGACUGAGAGGAGUAGAAAUUGUAAAUGGCGUGAAGAACAGUUACAGAAAUGACAGGUCUUGAGGUAAUUUGAUUUUUUUUUCCCCAGAAACAAAAGAUGAAUCCGAUGUUUGACAACAUUCUUUUA
Molecule: messenger RNA, 1405 nt
Organism: Prosopis cineraria
Lineage: Eukaryota; Viridiplantae; Streptophyta; Magnoliopsida; Fabales; Fabaceae
Product: ras-related protein RABA5a
Exons: 4
Coding region: 490-1164 (224 amino acids)
Cellular component (GO): endosome
Molecular function (GO): GTP binding; GTPase activity
Source: RefSeq, a predicted model, not a curated record